UCUAAAACGUUCCCAUUGAGAGGCGGUACCCGUCCUGACGCAGGAGGCAAGAUGGCGGAUGAGGAGAAGCUCCCACCAGGGUGGGAAAAACGAAUGAGUCGCAGCUCAGGGCGUGUUUAUUAUUUCAACCACAUGACUAAUGCUAGCCAAUGGGAACGGCCUAGCUGUGGUGGGAAAAAUGGACAAGGAGAGACAUCAAAAGUUCGGUGUUCUCAUCUGCUUGUGAAGCAUAGUCAAUCGAGGCGCCCCUCAUCCUGGAGACAGGAGAAAAUAACACGCAGCAAGGAUGAGGCACUAGAACUCAUUAAUGGUUACAUUCAAAAGAUCAAAUCUGGGGAUGAAGAUUUUGAAGCAUUAGCCUCUCAGUUCAGUGAUUGCAGUUCUGCAAAGGCUGGAGGUGAUCUGGGCAGCUUUGGAAAAGGUGACAUGCAAAAACCCUUUGAGGAUGCAUCUUUUGCCCUGCGUCCUGGAGAAAUGAGUGGCCCCGUAUUCACAGAUUCUGGCAUCCACAUUAUACUUCGUACAGAGUGAAUUAUUUUUCCUAGUGUUUUCCCCAACACCUCUUUUAAAGGAGGUGGCAAAGGGAAUGGAGUAGAGUUUAGGAAGGAGGAGAGCUGGGUUGGGGUAGAUUAAGCAGUAAAAUACACUUGGUAAUGAUUUUGGUCCACAUUACGGAGUUUUGCAGUGUUAUGUACAAUGAGUUAAAUCAUUCAUUGACAUACCACACAUAAUCAACACAAACCACUUCUGACUGCAGCAGGGAUGUGAGUGAAAUGGACAAGUUUGUUUUAAUUAUUAGGAUUUUGUCAAACUCCCUCAUUGUCUGAAAGUUGACUAGAGUUCACUUCCGCCUACACCACCAGUUUACUAUUGUUAAUCUUUUUAGUUUACCUGGUAUAGCACGAGAUGCCAUAUUCCAGGUCCUCUGGCAUGGCUUUUAAAUACAUGAUAAUAAGCACCAGUGAUAGUGAUUGAACUCGUUAUAAGCAGUCAUUGCAAUAAAAAAUGGUGUUCCCAAGAGGAACUGCAUCUUUUAUUUUGCAUGCUAAGGAAAACUGUAAUUAAAGCAGAUGGACAAUGCAGGGCUCUGAGUUCACUGCCUUUCACAGAUUCUUUGUGAAACUAAAUAAAAUAUUGCUGUUUUGUAUACAUAUACAAUUAAUUUACCAAUACAUGGGGAUUUCUAUGAGGUCUGAACUGACUCUGGCCUCUCAAACUAAUUAUGUUAGUCUUAUAUCCUAGAAAAGUUUUUUUUUUUUUAUAUUGUGGUUGUUUUUUAUAAAAUUAUCAUUUUGAAAUCUUAAUCCUUCCUGUUUUUGGGCAAGUGGCAGGCUUGAAAGAGUAUUUUCUAGAUUAAUACAAUGUUUCAUUUUAUUUUUAAUGGAACUUCACUCUCCAUAAAUAAAUUAACCUCUGAGGCUAGCUAAACACGUGUAUGUAAUUUGGCCCUGUUUCACGGAGCUGUCCUGUUGGUUUUUUUUUUUUGUGAUUAUGAAACACAGAUCUAACUAUUUUAAUGACCAAGGAUCCAUUAAUUGGCUCCCUUCCUUUGCAUUUUGUCAAGUGAGAUAUUCCAGAUCUACUCUUCCACAGACUAAGGUGAACAUAUACACAGGUAAAACAGAAGCAAUUCAUACACUGCUCUUUGACGGAAAAAAGGUAGCCAUUUACUAAGUACUGCAUUGUGCUCACAUCAACAUUUUCGGUCAACAUAGCAAAUUUGCAAAACAAUGUUGGCACAAAACCGAGUUGCCAUAAGCAAUUUUAUACUCUUAAAUUAGAAGAACUCUAAUAACUGACCGGAAAUGGUAUCUAUUUUCCUCUCCUUCUAGGUAUUAUUCAUCUCACAUUUUUCUUUGUGCUAUUGGAAAGUUUUUAAUUAUUUUUUAUGACCUCCUGGUGACAUGAACCUGUAGCUUGUUUUCAAAGCUUUCAGUUAGAAAAAUAGUCUGAUACAGUUUUCAUGUCACAUUGUGCUAAUUAAGGCAGCAGAAAAAAAAAGUUUCUUCCAUUUCAAUCAA
Pelobates fuscus (common spadefoot toad) is the source of this 2021-nucleotide messenger RNA. It is a transcript of the gene PIN1, whose product is annotated as peptidylprolyl cis/trans isomerase, NIMA-interacting 1. Bases 52 to 531 code for a protein of 159 amino acids. The transcript has 4 exons. NCBI's taxonomy places the organism in Eukaryota, Metazoa, Chordata, Amphibia, Anura, Pelobatidae. The record is from RefSeq and is a predicted model, not a curated record. Gene Ontology annotation, molecular function: peptidyl-prolyl cis-trans isomerase activity; protein binding. Gene Ontology annotation, cellular component: nucleus; cytosol.